Caenorhabditis elegans is the source of this 3050-nucleotide messenger RNA. RefSeq names its product Ribosomal protein S6 kinase beta (gene rsks-1). Lineage: Eukaryota; Metazoa; Nematoda; Chromadorea; Rhabditida; Rhabditidae. The transcript has 6 exons. The record is from RefSeq and is marked reviewed. Gene Ontology annotation, molecular function: protein kinase activity; protein serine kinase activity; protein serine/threonine kinase activity. Gene Ontology annotation, cellular component: perikaryon; axon. Gene Ontology annotation, biological process: signal transduction. The coding region runs from base 192 to 1844 and encodes 550 amino acids.
GUUAUACGAACCAAUUUAUAUAUUGUACACAUUUGGAUGGGCUGAUCUCUUUGGAAACACACACCACUCCGUGCUGCUCCAAAUUAUCACUGCUUUUUUCCUUAUUAAUUACAAAAAAUACAAAUAUCUAUAAUAGUACCUAAUUAAUUUUUUUUGUGAUAAAAAAUCCACAAAAACACGAAAAAAAAACGAUGGCUGACGUGUUCGAGUUCGAGCUGGAAGGCCACGAGUCACAGGCAUCGCCACAGCGUCAUGCAUAUCACUAUGACAACUGCACGGAAAUCAUGGAGGACGAUCACAUGUACAGCAAUGUUGCUGAUGGACAAAUUUCUGCUCCACCGCCGAGCUCAUCGUAUAUGGAGGAUCCGAUGAUGGAAUCGAUUCAACUGUGUGCCAGUGCAAUUAAUCCACCAAAUGUUCGUGUUGGACCCGAAGAUUUUCAGCUUUUGAAAGUUCUUGGCAAGGGAGGAUAUGGAAAGGUAUUCCAAGUGCGAAAAACGACGGGCUCCGACAAUGGCCAAAUCUUCGCGAUGAAAGUGCUCCAAAAAGCGACAAUUGUCAGAAAUCAAAAGGAUACAGCUCACACGAAAGCCGAACGAAACAUUCUUGAAGCAGUCAAGUCUCCGUUUAUUUGUGAUUUAUUGUACGCAUUUCAAACCGGUGGAAAACUGUAUUUAAUCCUUGAAUAUCUAUCUGGCGGCGAAUUAUUCAUGCAUUUGGAGCGAGAAGGAAUGUUCAUGGAGAACGUCGCAAAGUUCUAUCUCUCGGAAAUCGUCGUCUCUCUGGAGCAUCUUCAUCAGCAAGGAAUCAUCUAUCGAGAUUUGAAGCCAGAGAAUAUCCUUUUAGACGCCUAUGGACACGUUAAGCUCACAGAUUUUGGUCUUUGUAAGGAGGAAAUCGAGGGAGAUCAGAAGACUCACACAUUCUGUGGAACUAUCGAAUACAUGGCACCGGAGAUUCUGAUGCGUUGUGGACAUGGAAAAGCUGUUGAUUGGUGGAGCCUCGGAGCUCUGAUGUUUGACAUGCUCACUGGUGGACCACCGUUUACCGCUGAAAAUCGCCGAAAAACGAUUGACAAAAUCCUGAAGGGACGGCUUACUCUGCCGGCCUAUUUGUCGAAUGAGGCUCGAGAUUUGAUCAAGAAGCUUUUGAAACGCCAUGUGGAUACCCGGCUCGGCGCGGGUCUCAGUGACGCGGAAGAGAUCAAAAGUCAUGCGUUUUUCAAGACUACGGACUGGAACCUGGUCUACGCACGGCAGCUUGAAGCCCCAUUCAAGCCGAAUAUAGAGAACGACGAGGAUACGUCGCUGUUUGACGCGCGUUUCACAAAAAUGACGCCGGUCGAUUCGCCGUGUGAGACGAAUUUCAGUUUGAAUGGUGAUAAUCCGUUUGUGGGAUUCACCUAUGUCGCACCGUCUGUGUUGGAAAUGAUGAAUAAGGGAGGACAUGGUGGAAUUUCGGUGGCACAUUUGGCUUCGUCUAUGUCGAGAGCUGGUGCUGCGAAGAGCCCGAGAAAGCCAGGAGACCCAGAAACGGCGAGCAUUCUUCACGGUGGUCACUCGAAUUUGUUCGGUCACGGACCAAAUAGUGAAGCCCCACAGGCUUUUGGAUACGGAAUUGGUAGUCAAAUGACUACUACUACUGCUGGAGGAGCAGGAAUUCAACAGCCAUAUCAAUCAUUUAGUGGUGGAUAUCCAGAAGAUGAUGCAAUGGAUACAUCUACACCACGUGCUAGUGAAAGUCGUGAAACUACUACUGGAAAUGGAUCUACUACGACGACAAGACCAUCAAAUGUUGGAAGUUCUGCGUCAACACCUAUUCCAUUGCCGAAAAGGGUGAUGUAAAUGUGUGGGCGGAAAGAAAAUUGCCACACACACACACCUCUACACAAAAUGCUCAAUAUUCAUUCAUGCUUCUUCUCCUUAACGUGUCGUUGUUCUUCCACUUUUUCUGAAAAUUUUCACACAAAUUUUCGAAUUUCUUGUAUCCAUUUUUCGUUCGUUCGUUAUUUUUUUUAUUAACUUUACACUCUUAAUGCCGAUUUUUUUAAAAGGCGCUUCAUCAUCCCACCAGAGAUUACGAUCUGUGUGGACCUCCCGCGGGGACCAAUUUCAUGUGAAAAUUUCGAAAAAAAUUGAUAAUUUUGGCACUUUUUACCCCUAAAAUUGAGUCUCGGCAGGGGGGUCGAAUAAAUACGGAGGUACUUUAAUCUCUGGCUUGUUUUCAUGUUUGGGAUUCUUUUUUCUCUUUUAUGCGCUCACUUUUUUUUCGUUCUUUACUCGUUUUUUUUUGUCUUUUUCGUGUAAUUUUCCCUGUUAGCUCCCCUUUUUUUCGAUAGAGCGCAUUUGCAUUUUGGAAUUUUCAAAAAAAUUUGAAAUUUGCUUUUUUGCCGGGAAAAAUUGACUCAAAACUCGAAAUUUUGAAAAAAUCUUAAUUUCAGCUUUUUAAAAACAAUUUUUCUGAAAAAAUAUCUCCAGAAAUUUUUUCAAAUUAAUCUGAAAUUUUGGGGUAAAAAUUACAAGUUUUUCUUUAAAUUUUUUUAGGAUUUUCCGUGAAAUUCACAAUUUUUUCUUGAAAAACCGCACUCUUGGAUUUUUUUGUCUUAAAUUCAAAAAUUUCGAUUAUAAAAUUGCAAAAAAAAACCAUUAAAGCAAACGCGCUCCACCGAGAAAUCUUCAAGGGAUACACACACACUUUAUGCCGGGAUUACGGUAGUCAUUUUUGCUCAUUUUUUUUGCUCUCCUUCCCCCAACUCGAACCACUAUAUUUGCUUCCUACCAACCCAACCCCUUUCGAGUAUUAUCUCGUGAUAUUCAAUGUUUUCUUUAUUACUAUUAUUAUUAAAUUUUCUUGUUGUUGUUGUUGUGAACAACCACCUCCCUUCCACCUCCCAAAAUCAAAAGUGCCUUUUAUAGCUCUGAAAACAUUUGCCUUAUUUUGUUCGAAUUUCUUUUCUGAAAAUUAAAAAACCACCGCAAAAAAUCCCAUUUUCCACAAAAAAAACCUUUUUUUUGUUAAUUUUGGGCCAAAUAAAGAUGAAUAGGUUUGAC